This is a messenger RNA of Theileria equi strain WA, 507 nucleotides long. RefSeq lists its product as hypothetical. Lineage: Eukaryota; Apicomplexa; Aconoidasida; Piroplasmida; Theileriidae. The transcript has 2 exons. Bases 1 to 507 code for a protein of 168 amino acids. The record is from RefSeq and is a predicted model, not a curated record.
AUGUCUAAAUUUGGAUUCCUGCGGAAUAUCUCCAAUGGCUUCCGCGAUACUCUCUUUGAUCUCGUAGAAUGGUAUACCUACGCGACUCUAAAGCAACAGCAUAUGGUCAUGAUCGCCAGUGGCGCAUGUCUAGGUGCGAUUGUAGGCGUUACAAAGAGAAGGAGGAGGAUUAAGGACGGAGAAUUCAGCACAAACUUUGAAUUUGCCGCUUAUAAUGUACACGACGUUGAGGAAUUUGAACAAAACUGGAAUGAGCAGGCCAGAAUCGCACAAAAACAACCAGGAUACAAGUUUACCAGACUCUACAAGGCAUACCACUGGGACAGGUCGCCAACUCACUAUCUACAGUUACGUCUAUGGAGAUCAAAGGAAGACUUGGAAAAUUACAAGAAUCUUGCACAGCAAAAGGUACUCGAAAAACGAGUUAACGGAGCCGCCUCAGAGACACAAUUUGGGCUCCCAGUAACCAUAGUAGACGAUUCAGUCAGAAGAGGAAUCGAUUUUUAA